Messenger RNA from Petromyzon marinus (sea lamprey), 5973 nucleotides. RefSeq names its product CST telomere replication complex component 1 (gene CTC1). Gene Ontology annotation, biological process: positive regulation of DNA replication; telomere maintenance via telomere lengthening. Gene Ontology annotation, cellular component: CST complex. NCBI's taxonomy places the organism in Eukaryota, Metazoa, Chordata, Hyperoartia, Petromyzontiformes, Petromyzontidae. The record is from RefSeq and is a predicted model, not a curated record. Gene Ontology annotation, molecular function: telomeric repeat DNA binding; single-stranded DNA binding.
GGCGUCACAAUCACGCCGUACUUCCGCGGCUUCCGGAACCGUCUCCUCAUUCUGUGUGAUGAUGCCGUGCACACACGUAACCAGAUAAGGUGGUGUAACAAUGGAGGCUUUCAUUGGAGAAUUACGGGAAGUCAGAAGCCUCACAAAUGCUGAGACAGAGUGGCUCGGACGCAUGUACCGCUUCGUGGAGUUGAAUCUCCUUCGGGUGGUAGAAGAUCCCGGUGUCUCCGUGGCAACCCUGUCGGGGCGGCUGGUCCGGUGUCUGUCGGAGCACUGCACCCAAGCGGACGAGCGCCGCCUCCCCGGGACGCAAGCGGAGCCCCUCCCACUCCCGCUCGCCUACACGCUCGUGUCAAUUUCCGACCUAUGCACCAAGAGUCGCCAGGCCUUCUCCAGCUCGCUGGGGCCCAGGUUCGAGCACCUUCUCUCGUGGCCGCACGGCGGCGGAGGGGAGGGGGCGAGGCUGGAGGUCGGCGAGGAGGGUGGGAGGCUGGUGGGAGCGGAGGACAAUGCGGCGCAGGCCGACGUCGAACCCCACGAUGGCCUUCUGCCUCGUUGCCCCUUGCUGCUGUGUGGGAGGGUAACGGAUCGCUCUUCAGAGCCGGGCACCCAGCCCGAUGGCAGCUUGUUCCUGAGGGACUGCACCGGGGCCCUGCAGUGCGAGCUCUCCGACUUCCCGGCCGAGUGGCUCGGCGAGUUGGUGCUGCUGCCCUGCUGGAGCUACGUGCCGGGCGGCGAGCCUCGUGAACCCCCCCACGGCUACGUGGAGGUGCACGGUGGCCCCCUGCGCCUCGUCCCCGGAGGGGAUCUUCCGCGUCGGCGGCGGCCGCGGGCGGCGAUCGCCGCCCUGCGUCCCGACAUGGCCCGCUGCCUGCUGCUCGCCUGCGGUGCGAAGCGAUCGAGGAGGGCCAAGUUUUCCCUCCUGGGCGAGCUGCUGUCCGUCGCACCCCUGCUCUGCAUCCGAGGGAAGUCCUUCUUCGUGCUGCGCCUGGGCUCUGCCUUUUCAACCUCGUCGCAGUCGUUGGCCUCGUCCUCACUCCAGUCCGUGCUCUGCUUCGUGCAGACACCCAGCAAGCUGUUCUGGAGCAGCUGCCUCCGCCCUCAUGAGCACUACCUCAUUACCGACGUCACCAUGACGACCGUGAAUGGUACCCGGCCGGUGUUCGUAGUUUCCCCGACCUCGGAGCUGCAUCCCGCGGGCAAGGCCCACACCAGGGAGCUCGGCUUGAAAGAGGCCCUGACUGCUUCCGGCGUGUCGGGGCGGGACUUCCAGGCGAGCUGCAGGGCCGCGGCCGCCGCUAGGCCCGACGGCCUGGCACGCGAAACGGAAAGAAGCGGUUCGCCCUCGAACGUCAUUUCGUACCGGGGCGUGCUCACACGCGUAAUCAACGCGCACGGCGGCUUGUACGAGCUCGACGGCGAGGUGGGCCUCUGCCUCGCCUACCAGCAGGGCCUGCACCUCGGCCGUGGCCUUCGCAUCGGCGCCACCCUCGAGGUGCACCAGGCCCACCUGGUGCGCUGCCCGUGCCCCGGCUCUCCUCGCGCCGUGCUGGUGGCGUGUGCUCUCGGCUCCGUGCGCGCCGCCUCCUUCUCGCCCCUCGCCUCGCCGUGGGCGCCGCUCCGGGCCCCGUGGAGCGCCCCGGUGCGUGCGCUGCACGCCGCCGGCCUCUCGCCCGCCGCCUACUUCCGACUCCUGCACGAGGUCCGCCGGCUGUCGGAGCGGCUCUGCCCGGACCUCAUCGCCGAGCGGUGCCUGACGAGGUGGCGCGCCGACCCCGCCGACCGAGGCGUCGUCCACGCCCUCUUCCUCUCGCCGGGAGAGCGAGCCGAGGCACCGCGGGGCGGGAGCCCGCCGGGGUCUGCCUCGGAGUCGUGGCGGCGCGGCUGGACCGGCUGCCUGUUUCGCAAGGGCCCCAAGAGGGACGUAUACCUCGAGAUCCUGGAGGAGCCCCAUCGCUGCGUCGUCACGCGGCCCGACGAUGCGGACGACGGUUUGUGGCAGCUGCCCUCCAUGAGCGAAGUGCUGAAGAUGGCCGAGGAGGAGAGCCGCAAGGUGUCAGAGGGCCGCUGUCCUGUUGACUCUGAGCCCCCUCUGGCCAGGGAAGACUCGAGCACGGCGGCCAGGCCUGGCCACAGCGCGGAGAGCAGAAAGGCCUGGGAGUUUUCGGUUUUUGGCCCCAAACAUUUUGAACCGCCGGUGAUCCUGGUGGGCGUGCUCAGAGCGAGCGCGCGCACCGGCCUGCUGCAGCUCGCCGACCGCACGGCCGCCCUCGACUGCCUCGCCGUGCGGCCCCGACCCCUGGGCCGGGGCCGCACGGCGUGCCGGGACGCCGCCUUGCUGGGCUGCCUGGUUCGUCUGAGCUGCUUCUCGUUGGUGGUGGAGAGAUUUACCGAUGCUCGUACGACAGGCACUCGCCAGCACCUCACCAGGAUCUACGCUCAGUUUCACGCCGAUGAAGCUACGGCGCUGUACCGGCCGAGCGGCGGGGUUCGGUUGACGGCGGCGGCCGGCAGCAGCCGCCCGGAACAGGCGCGGGCCGGGCCCGCCGCCGAGCGGCCUCCGGAGACCCAAGAGGACGUCGGUCGCGGGGACGAGGACCUCUCGAGCGGCAGGGCAUCGCCAACGGCCCGCGCGGCGUCGCAGCAGCGUGCCGCCGGGCCCGGCCCGGCGUCCGACGGGGCGGCGAACGGAACGGUUGAAGGCAGAGGCGAGGAGGGGGCUCUUGGCGCGCGACAGCAACGACGAGGCUCCGGGGAGAUUGUCGCGCCGGGAGCGCCCGGCGCGCGCGGAGCGAAGCGCGACGCCGCCGAGCUCGUCGGACCGGCGGCAAAAACGUGGAGGCGGAACGACGACAACGGCGGCCACAACGGCGGCCACAACGGCGACCACAACGGCGGCCGCGCGCAGGCCGCUCGCGCCGCCGCGCCCUCGCGGAACGACGGCCCGGCGGCGGCGGCGGCGGCGGCGGCGGCGCUGCCGUCCGGCGAGCGUGCAGCGCCGCCCUCGGUCUCCGUGACAAAGCCGCGCGGGAGCUCGGGGCCAGGCGGCGAUGGCGCCGCCGGCGUCCGCCGGGAGACGCGGCCGGGCGGCCCCGCGGGGCGGAGCGAGGCCGGCGACCGCCGUGGCGGCCCGCCGUCCGGGGGCCCCGGCGGGAGGGGGUCGGUGGCGAGAGUUUUCGUCGUGACGCACAAGGAGGCGCUGAUGGUUCGCGGCGAAGGGUCGGCGCCGGGGCUGAGUUUCUACGCCACCGUGAGGAUCUUGGAGGAGACGGUGCCGGACGAGCAGCGGGCGACUUCUGACGGACCGCGUGGCGGCAGCGGCGGCGGCAGCGGCGGCGAGCCCGGCGUGGGCAAGACGACGCAGAUGUACUUCGUUGGGGAGGCGGUGCGGUGGCACUCGAUCCUCCACCCGGGGGGCGCCUACGAGCUGCUGCUGCCCAGCGAGCAGGAGGCCUCCCUGUACUCCCCUCAACCGGGAGUCCCCGCUGGGGUCCUCCAGGCCGCGGGCUGCCCUCACCUCAUCCAGCUGAUGCCCAACUGGAAAAUCAGAAGCCUCGGGAGACCCGAAAGCCCGUCACGCACGCAGUUGGAACCGCAGCCCAGCACCUCUUCACAGAGGUCAGAGGAAAGCGAUGACCAUCGUCUGGGCCUCAUGAAUAUCAGAGACGUCUUGGAGGAAAGCUGCGAGCAACUGGUGUCGUUCACCGGUCAAAUUUCCGAGAGGUUCUGCUACCACCCGCACGAUCGCUACCGGAAGCUGCACGACUCCGCCUCGCGCAAGCGCCUGGGCAUUUGGCUGCCCGGAGACCCCGACCUACGGUUUGACGUGCAGGACCUCGACAGCCCCGAGCUGAGCGUCAGCGUCUACCUGGACCCGUCGUGCUUCGUGUACCCACUCGGCCUGCUGCCCGGCGCCACCGUCGCGUUCCGCCGCCUUCAGAGAUGCACGUCACGCGUGCGGAAGAAUGUGUACUGCAAGAUCCUGCCCGUGAGCAGCAUGGACGUGACUUCCUUCGCAGACGCCUCGGCCAGCCCGCUGAGCGACCCCUGGGGAGACGGAGCGCCCACUGUUCAAAUCGCCGAUCUCCUGUUGCGCGGCCAGCAGCGGGUCACGUCCGGGCGGCUCGGCUGCAGGGUCGUGCGAAUACGCUGGCUGCGCCUGUGCUGGGCCUGCGCCAUCUGCGGCUCCAAUUUCGCCCAGGGCCAGUGCAGCGGAGCUUCGCGUGGGACGUGCAACUCGGAAGAGGGCAGCUUCACGGCCAAAGCGAGCGUGAUAGUGGACGAUGGCACGGGCCAUGCGUUCAUGUACAUGGACGGCCUGCAGGUGGCCUCCCUCCUGGCCCUGUCUCUCCCGCAGUGGGAGGCCCUGCACCGUCACAUACUGAACACCUCUGGAGAGGCGUCCUUCAGCUACAGCGACAAGUUUUCAAGAGUCACUCUCGAAGGCCUCACGGAAAACCUCAUCCGGGCGCUCUGUUGCAGCCGCUCGGUGUCCCGACCACUCUGCCUGCGCUUUCGAAUCAAAACGUGGGCACAGGAAGAGCAGCAGGAGCAGCUGCGGCCCUUUGAGUUUGAGCUGAAGAAGGCGGCGUACAGCACCCUCGUGCCGUGUCGGCCCACGCUGCUGUGCAUGGGCGUGCGCGACCCCGCCGCUCACGCUCGCGGCGCCGGGUGCCAGGAGUCGUAGCGCGCCACGCGGGGGGGGCGGGGGGCGACGGGGGGGAGUUUGGCCUCGGCCUGUGGUGGAAUGUGGCGCAAACGAUUGUGUUUAUUGUGAAUAUUGUUACCGCGCUCGUUCAACCGCGAGAACUCUUGCUUGAGGAAGUUCCCCGCUACCUUCCAGCGGUACGGCCCGGCCGGCCGUUGCUGCACGUUUCCCGAUGGAGCAAUGGCACGAGUCAUUUUUCAAAUUUGGAUUGCGACGGGCGACACGCAGUGGCCCGCUCUCCACCGAGUGACGCGGUGGGAUCCUCAGCGUCCACUCUGGUGACGGAGACGGCUUCGGUGUUUUACGGUUGACGCGCCCUCUGCAUUAAACAGGGCAGCCUGUCGGAUUAGAAGUGCGAACCUUCGCUUCAAGUGACGAACCCGCUACCGCAAGUAAGAUUUUAUUCCACACACCCCUACCUGGACCGUGUCCCAGGAUGUCCAGUCUGAAUUUGAAGCUUUUAAAAAUGUUUUUUUAAUCUUAAUGUCCGUGACAUCACAGCUGUACGAUCUCCGUGCCUUUGGCUCGCUGUAAAUGCGGGUUUCCGUUGCCGCGACGCGACAGUGGGGUGACGUUCGAGGCGGAGCGCACGCCUUAGCUGCGUGUCUGUGAAAUCAGAGCUGUCGGUUGUCCUGCGUUGCCUCUUCAGCGAUGCUCUCGAUCGGGGGCUUUUACUUUGAAGUGGGGGAGGUCCAAGCAAACUGAGCAAGCAGGCUGUCGGGGUUUGCAUGUGUCAACGGAGCAAGACAGCUGACCUGAUUAUCGCCGUGCAAUCAUUCAGUGGCAUUGUGGAGAAUAAAUUAAUACAUUAUACCUCCGAUUAGCGCGGUUGGCUACGUACGGUGCGAAAAAAGUUCAACGUGCAAAUACGAAGUUCGGCAUGCGUCCAUACAUGUAUCUCUCAAGCAAACCUGACUGCUGAUGAGACACUGAUUGCCGAACCCAGUCCAGGGUUUGCUGGUAGUGAACCAAAGCUGCUGCUGGUAAGUCUCACUCCGAGAAGGCCUGCUGCUAUGACGUGUGUAAAUAGGACUUUUGUCUUUUUUAUGCGGAGGGAUAAAUGUGGGACAGAGGCGUGUUAUUUAUUUAUCUUGUAAUUAAAGCUGGCUUUUGUUGGGUCAGGUGAGUAAAGUAAUUGGUGUGUGUGUGUGUGCCCUGCAUGGCAACUGCUCUGUGUGUGCCAAGAGGUCAGAGGCAGAUAAAAAAACUUGCGGAUCAAUGAGAACCACAACAAACUCAACACACUCAAUGAGAACCACAACAAA